GGGCGGCCCCUGCGGCGGCGAUUUGGCGGAGGAGGGGGCCCGGGCGGAGGCCUCGGCAGGCUUUGGAGACACCGGGCGAGGGCAGAAGAGGAGGCAGUAGACAGGGCUGGAGAAGAUGUCGGGCCAGACGCUCACAGAUAGGAUCGCUGCCGCUCAGUACAGCGUGACAGGCUCUGCGGUAGCAAGAGCAGUCUGCAAAGCCACCACUCAUGAGGUGAUGGGCCCCAAGAAGAAGCACCUGGACUAUUUGAUCCAGGCUACCAACGAGACCAAUGUUAACAUUCCUCAGAUGGCCGACACACUCUUUGAGCGGGCAACAAAUAGUAGCUGGGUGGUUGUAUUUAAAGCAUUAGUGACAACACAUCAUCUCAUGGUGCAUGGAAAUGAGAGAUUUAUUCAGUAUUUGGCCUCUAGAAAUACACUAUUCAAUCUCAGCAAUUUUUUGGACAAAAGUGGAUCUCAUGGCUAUGACAUGUCUACCUUCAUAAGGCGCUAUAGUAGAUAUUUGAAUGAAAAGGCCUUUUCUUACAGACAGAUGGCAUUUGAUUUUGCCAGGGUGAAGAAAGGGGCCGAUGGUGUAAUGAGGACAAUGGCUCCCGAAAAGCUUCUAAAGAGUAUGCCAAUACUGCAGGGACAGAUUGACGCACUGCUUGAAUUUGAUGUGCAUCCAAAUGAACUAACAAAUGGUGUCAUAAAUGCUGCAUUUAUGCUUCUUUUCAAAGAUCUUAUCAAACUUUUUGCUUGCUAUAAUGAUGGAGUUAUUAACUUACUCGAAAAGUUUUUUGAAAUGAAGAAAGGACAAUGUAAAGAUGCUCUAGAAAUUUACAAACGAUUUCUAACUAGAAUGACACGAGUGUCUGAAUUUCUCAAGGUUGCAGAGCAAGUGGGUAUUGAUAAAGGUGACAUUCCUGACCUUACACAGGCUCCCAGCAGUCUAAUGGAGACCCUUGAACAGCAUCUAAAUACAUUAGAAGGAAAGAAACCUGGAAACAAUGAAGGAUCUGGUGCUCCCUCUCCAUUAAGUAAGUCUUCUCCAGCUACAACUGUUACAUCUCCUAAUUCUACACCAGCUAAAACUAUCAACACAUCUCCACCAGUUGACUUAUUUGCAACUGCAUCUGCAGCUGUCCCAGUCAGUGCUUCGAAACCGUCAAGUGAUCUCCUGGACCUCCAGCCAGACUUCUCUGGAGAGGCAGCAGCUGCUGCCGCUGCACCAGCACCCCCACCAUCUGCAGGAGGAGCCACAUCGUGGGGAGCUUUUAUUCCUUCAUAUGCUGCCACAUGUUGGACAUCAGUAGACCUUUUGGGAGAGGAUUCUUUGGCUGCACUUUCCUCUGUUCCCUCUGAAGCACAGAUUACAGACCCAUUUGCACCAGAACCUACCCCUCCUACUACAACUGCUGAAAUUGCAACUGCUUCAGCUUCUGCCUCAACCACCACGACUGUGACUGCUGUCACUGCUGACGUGGAUCUCUUUGGAGAUGCCUUUGCAGCUUCUCCUGGGGAGGCCCCUGCAGCAUCCGAAGGGGCCACAGCACCAGCUACCCCCACCCCCGUAGCAGCAGCACUUGAUGCAUGCUCAGGAAACGACCCCUUUGCCCCGUCUGAAGGUAGUGCAGAGGCUACACCUGAGCUGGACCUCUUUGCAAUGAAGCCACCUGAAACCAGCGUUCCUGUAGUUACCCCUACAGCUAGUACAGCCCCUCCAGUUCCCGUAACUGCUCCUUCUCCUGCUCCCGCUGCUGCAGCUGCCACUGCUGCCACUACUGCCGCCGCCGCUGCCACCACUACCACCACCUCUGCCGCCGCCACCACCACUGCUCCUCCUGCUCUAGAUAUCUUUGGUGAUUUAUUUGAGUCUGCUCCUGAAGUUGCUGCAGCGCCUAAGCCAGAUGCUGCUCCUAGCAUAGACCUGUUUGGUACAGAUGCUUUCUCCUCUCCACCACAAGGGGCCUCUCCUGUGCCUGAGAGUUCUCUCACUGCUGACCUCUUAUCCGUGGAUGCAUUUGCAGCACCAUCUCCUGCAACCACUGCCUCUCCAGCAAAGGUGGAGUCUUCAGGUGUGAUAGACCUUUUUGGGGAUGCAUUUGGAAGUAGUGCUUCUGAACCCCAACCUGCACCCCAGGCUGCUUCUGGUUCAUCAGCAUCGGCAGAUCUACUAGCUGGAUUUGGGGGUUCUUUCAUGGCCCCUUCUCCAUCACCAGUCACUCCAGCUCAGAAUAACCUGCUGCAGCCCAAUUUUGAGGCAGCUUUUGGAACAACACCUUCAACUUCUAGCAGCAGCUCCUUCGAUCCAUCAGUGUUUGAUGGUCUAGGUGAUCUUCUAAUGCCAACAAUGGCACCAGCUGGGCAGCCUGCACCUGUCUCAAUGGUACCACCCAGUCCCGCGAUGGCAGCCAGCAAAGCCCUUGGGAGUGAUCUUGAUUCAUCUCUUGCCAGCUUAGUAGGCAAUCUUGGAAUUUCUGGCACCACAUCAAAAAAGGGAGAUCUUCAAUGGAAUGCUGGAGAGAAAAAGUUAACUGGUGGAGCCAACUGGCAGCCAAAAGUAACACCUGCCACAUGGUCAGCAGGUGUCCCACCAAGUGCACCUUUGCAAGGAGCUGUACCUCCAACCAGUUCAGUUCCUCCGGUGGCCGGGGCCGCAUCUGUUGGACAGCCUGGAACUGGAUUUGGAAUGCCUCCUGCUGGGACAGGUAUGCCCAUGAUGCCUCAGCAGCCAGUCAUGUUUGCCCAGCCCAUGAUGAGGCCACCCUUUGGAGCUGCAGCUGUACCUGGCACACAGCUUUCUCCAAGCCCUACACCUGCCACUCAGAGUCCCAAGAAACCUCCAGCAAAGGACCCAUUAGCGGAUCUUAACAUCAAGGAUUUCUUGUAAACAAUUUAAGCUGCAAUUUUUGUGACUGAAUAGGAGAAAUGAGAUGAAUUUGGAGACUUCAAAUAAGAUUGAUGCUCAGAGUUUCAAAGUGAGCCACCAGUACCAAACCCAAUGCUUACUCAUAACUUCUCUUCCAAAACAUGUAGCACAGCUGUGAAAGUGAACAUUAGGAAUGUGUACUACCUUAGCUGUUAUCCCUACUCUCAAAAUUGUAGUGUAUUUGGGUUACUUGUGUGUUGUAUGAUGUAACCAAUGAAUGAAUGUUUCCGAUACCUUUAGUGCUUUUUUGGACCUUGGCCAUGGAUGGGUGGCACAGAUUUUGUAUGGUGAGCCAUUUGGAAAGAUGUGUCUGUGUUUCUGAAGGUGUUGAUGUAUAUAUACCUUUUGGAAAAACCCUGAACUCUCCCCAUCUCAAUCCUCUUUUCUUCUGUAUCUCUGUUACAAGGGUAAUGUGAUAAUAUCAGAUAGUAAGAAAAACACUCUUAAAUAGACAAAACUGUUUUUGGUGUGGGUACAUUUUUCCAACCACAGAAAUUUCAACUGUUGUGAGAAAUGUUUAUUUUUGUGGCACUGUAUAUGUUAAGAAAUUUUAUUUUAAAAAAUAUAAAGGUUAACGGCCAUAAUAAAUAUUUCUCCUUGAAGCUACCUUAUCAAGAAUGAAAAAUUAUAUGGAAAGAAUUCCAUAUUUAUCACUGCUAUAUUAAAAUAUAUAUUUUAAUUAUAUUUGACAGGUUUUGCAUCUAAAUUGACCUAUUUAUUCAUUCUUGAUUAAAUGCACUGAAAAGUAAGGGUCCAUUUCUAUCAUGUCCAUGAAAAUGCAAUUAGAGAUGUACUAUUUAAGUGAUUAUGAAAGCACCCCAAGAUAUAUCUGUAAUUUAAAGAAUACUACAAAUAUUUUUACUUCUCUGUGGGUUUUAUGUACAUCUGUUCAUUUAGUAUUUCUUUGUGUAUUCUGUAGACUAGUGUUUUUUCAUCCUUCAAUUGAGCUCAAAGUAGUUUUUGUUGUACCAUUGUGAUUAGAAUUUAAACUAAUUCAGAAAAUUGUAUCCUUUACUGUACAUACUGUAUUCUUUGAUUUUUUAAUUUGUUGUCAUACUGUCUGUGCUGAUGGCUUGGCUUAAGAUUUUGAUGCAUAUAUGAGGUCACUGUUGAUCAGUGUUGCUAGUGGCUUGGCAGCUCUUCGUAAAAGCAUAUUGGGUUGGAAAGGCAUUUGCCUAUUUUUCAAAUUAUUUAAUAGGUGUAUGGUACCAUUUAAAAGUGGUUGUAUCUGAAUUUACUGUGGGGAUAACAUACACUGUAAUGGGGAAAAUUACCUAAAACCAAUUUCAAAAUGGCUUUUCUUUGUAUUUCAGUUUAAAAACCCAGUGCAUGUACGCCCUCUGAGAUGCAAUAAACACCUUGAACAAAGAAAAUGCAAAUACAA
Molecule: messenger RNA, 4298 nt
Organism: Fukomys damarensis (Damara mole-rat)
Lineage: Eukaryota; Metazoa; Chordata; Mammalia; Rodentia; Bathyergidae
Gene: Snap91
Product: synaptosome associated protein 91
Exons: 30
Coding region: 116-2875 (919 amino acids)
Biological process (GO): clathrin coat assembly; synaptic vesicle budding from presynaptic endocytic zone membrane; clathrin-dependent endocytosis
Cellular component (GO): synaptic vesicle; clathrin-coated vesicle; extrinsic component of presynaptic endocytic zone membrane
Molecular function (GO): 1-phosphatidylinositol binding; clathrin heavy chain binding; phosphatidylinositol-4,5-bisphosphate binding
Source: RefSeq, a predicted model, not a curated record